Molecule: messenger RNA, 594 nt
Organism: Aureobasidium musti
Lineage: Eukaryota; Fungi; Ascomycota; Dothideomycetes; Dothideales; Saccotheciaceae
Source: the annotation of a GenBank genome assembly
AUGGAGACCGUAGAGCCAGUGCUUCAAGAACCGUGGACAGAGGGCGUCCCGGGAUGCCUAGUUAAGGGACUAGAAGACGAGGCGGAUGUAGUCAUUCGACGACUACGAUCGAAAGCAGGCAGGGAGGAGAGAUGCACAUUCUAUACUGACGCAGCACGGAAGAGCGGCGAGAGUGGCAUUGCAGUAGUGCAAGGGAACACUGGAAAGACUAUCACCCAAAAGCGACUUCCUAGAUGGGCAGCAGGCGACUCGACGGUUGCAGAACUUAUAGCCAUCGAGGCAGCGCUAGCAUAUCAAACAAGGAGAAGGCCACGCCCGAUAAAGACGAUCAUCGCGACAGAUAGCAAGCAAGCUAUCCGACAUAUCACGGAGGGGGCAAGCCCACACGGACAAUACGUGGUACGAUACAUCCGUAAGCACAUCGAUGCUCUUCAGGCCUGGGAAGGGGCAAUGGUCACCUUACAGUGGAUACCGGCCCAUAAGGGGUGGUACGGCAACGAGUGGGCAGACAAGAAGGCGAAAAAGGCACUAGAGGAGGGACGGGGAGAGGGGGAAGGCCCUGCUACGCAACCCGCAGGUCCUACUAACCCCUAG